AUCCAUGACAAGGUAAUAGGAAUUCUACAUCCAGCAAGACAAGGUAAUAGGAAUUGGCAGCAGUAGUCGUCUUGGUUGGAACCUCAGCCUAAAACCCAUUACCUAAUACGAGUAUCAAGUUUUCUAUUGCCAAAAUUGAGAGCGAUAGAGAGAUGGGGAAAAGCGAGAUGGAGCGGCUGAACCAAACUCUAACAGUCCAUCUGACAAACAUCCAUGAAACGCUGCAACUUAUGGAUCAAACUCCUGCUUCUUCUCUUCAAAAAGUUACCUGGGAUGAAGUCGUUAAAAUUGGUGAACAGCUCUCCAAAAACGCUACUACUGCUGGAAUGCUUUGCACUGGAGAAAAAACGAAAGUAGCAGCACUAGAGGAAAACAUGGAGGCAUAUUUCAAUGUGUUGCAGGGUCUUCUUUUGCUUGCCUAUGGAAGUACAGUAGGUGCAGGACCAACUCUAUCAUCAAGUAUUCACGCAUCAAUAAAACAAGUUGUCGAUUGCAGUUUCUUGCUAUGGAGGGAAUGUGUUGCUAGCUAUGGACCUCAUAGUAGUGAGAAGAAGUGCUCCAUUCCUCAAUUAGCUGGCACAGUCUGGGAAGCAUGCUCUGCUCUCAAGAAAACUCCUGCAACAAAUAUAGUUGCAAUUGGGCGCGCAAUGACACAGGUUGCUGUUUCUAUGAAGGACGUGUUACGUGAAAUGAAUGAGCUUGAACCAUGUUCAUCUGAUCCAACCAGUGAAGCAGACAGUCAAACAUCUGAUGCUGAUGAUGAGUUCGGUAAAGACCUGUCACCUGAAGAGAUGAAAGUCGCUCAAUUAGCAAUCGGAGUUGUGUCAGAAGCAGUUAUUGUCAUCAAGGAACUUAUACGAUGCAUUACUGGUUUGCUUAAGAAGGAAUCUCUUAAAGAUGAGAAUGAUGGGGUUGAGUCCUUGGAAAAGCUAUUGAAGCUUUGUCGUAGCAUUGGAGUUCAGAUGGAUGAGCUUGGAGCUUGUUUAUAUCCACCACAAGAAUUAUCAGCAAUAGCUAAAUCAUGCAAAGAAUUAUCUGAUUUGAUAGAUGAAGUGGGUAAAGAAUUGGACUAUUUAAAUGGCUCCACAGAAGCUUUCUCCGAGAGAUGCAAUGCAUUGAAGACUGCCUUGGGAAAUUUGGAAGCAGAAAUUUCUGAUUCUCUUGCUACUAAUGCAGUUCUGCAAAAUUCCAAUGGAUUGGUUGUGGUAGAACAAAUGCAGAAUCUAGAUGUAUAAGAUAGUUCAUCUUUUAUUCUCCCUAUUAGCUCAUAUUGCCACUCGUGGUGAGUUGUUUAAAAUCCAAAAAAAGGAAAAAAAAAAAAAAAACAAAAAUUAAUUAUGGACAUACUGGUACAAGUUUGUGCAACUGAUUGUGUGAGAUUUGAAUGUCAGUAUAACAUGUAAUUUUUCCCCAAAAAUAUCUUAUAGAAUAAUCCAUGAUUUUCAUCUCA
Molecule: messenger RNA, 1450 nt
Organism: Chenopodium quinoa (quinoa)
Lineage: Eukaryota; Viridiplantae; Streptophyta; Magnoliopsida; Caryophyllales; Amaranthaceae
Exons: 3
Coding region: 153-1235 (360 amino acids)
Biological process (GO): regulation of cell cycle
Cellular component (GO): nucleus
Source: RefSeq, a predicted model, not a curated record